Molecule: messenger RNA, 5894 nt
Organism: Rhea pennata
Lineage: Eukaryota; Metazoa; Chordata; Aves; Rheiformes; Rheidae
Gene: RADIL
Product: Rap associating with DIL domain
Exons: 14
Coding region: 84-3359 (1091 amino acids)
Biological process (GO): signal transduction; neural crest cell migration; substrate adhesion-dependent cell spreading
Cellular component (GO): microtubule
Molecular function (GO): GTPase binding
Source: RefSeq, a predicted model, not a curated record
CUUUGCCCUUACUGGACACGCACCUGGCCUUCAAAAUCUUGAUUCUUCCCUUUCUGUCUCUCUCCCCUGCCCAGCAGCAUCCCAUGACAGCCUCACACACUAUGUUUUAUGGGUCCUCCUCCACCAUGGCUCCACCAUCCAAGAGCAGGCUGAAGCGUCAGAGCCGGAUUUUCUCCCAGGUCUUGUACCGCACACUGAGCUACAAGGACCGGAGCUCAGCAUCCUCCUUCUCCACAGCUGGCAGUGACGAUCCAGCUGAACUGUCCACCCAGCUUUCUGCCCCGGGCGUCUUGAAGAUCUUUGGAGGCAACAUCUGCGCGGGCACCAACUACAAGAGUGUGCUGGCGACGGGGAGCUCGGGCGCGCGGGAGCUGGUGAAGGAAGCCUUGGAGCGCUACGGGCUGAGCCAGGUGAACGUGGGCCAGUACGUGUUGUGCGAUGUCAUCGGGCGGUUCGAAGGCUCGGAAAAGCAGUGGCAAACUGAAGGCCUGAGGGUCCUUGGGGACACCGAGAAGCCGCUCCUCAUCCAGGACCUUUGGAAGCCCAGGGAGGGCUUUUCCCGGAGGCUGGAGCUGCGCAAGAGGGCGGAGGUGGAGGAGCUGGCGUCCAGGGACGUGGACACCACGACCGCAGGCAUCAACGCCCAAGCCCGGAAGCUGCAGCGCAACCGGGCCAAGGGGGCCGCGCGGCCGCCGGCGGGCGCUGAGCCGCCCGGACCCCCGCCGACGCUGCGGCGCAGCCUCAGCGAGACCAGCCUGGGCCGCCCGGCGCCGCGGCGCGACGACCCGCUCCGCCGACACUACUCCACGCUGCCCGAGACGCUGCGCGGCCCCGCCGGCGCGCGGGACGGCCCCGCCGGCGAGCGGCCCGCCGGCAACGCGUGCUUCUCCCUCUACCAGUCCCCGCACCUCCUGCUCCUGCAGGGCUACAGCCAGCAGCACGACAGCCUGGUGUACCUGCUGACCCGCGAGCAGCACACGGUGGGGCAGCGGACGCCGGCCAGCAGCCCCAGCAUCGCCCUGUGCGCCCCGGACAUCCUGCCCCUGCACUGCACCAUCCGGCGGCUGCCGGCGGCCCGCCGCCGCCCCGGCGAGCGCCUGCUCCUCGAGCCCGUCGCCGGCGCCGCCGUGGCCGUCAACUUCCGCGAGGCGCCGGGACCCGUGGCGCUGCGCCACGGCGACCUCCUCUCCCUGGGCCUCUACUACCUGCUGCUCUACAAGGAGCCUGGCGAGGCUCGGCCCCUGCCCGCCCCGGCGCUGGCGGGGCUGCGGGCGCUGCAGCGCGCCGCCGGCCCGUGCUGCGCCGGCUGCGGCGGCCACCCGGGCCCCCGGCGCCCCGCCGCCGCCGCCGCACGCCGCAAGCCGCUGCUGGAGUUCGAGCGCGCCGCCGAGGACGCGCUGCUGGGGCGCAUCCUGAGCCUCGUCGAGCCGGCGGGCGACGACCACAAGCUGACGCCCGCUUUCCUGCUGUGCCUCUGCGUGCAGCACUCGGCCGCCGCCUUCGAGCCGGGGGACUUCGGGCAGCUGCUGCUCAAGGCGGCCAGAAGGAUCCAGCGGACGGUGCGGGAGAAGACCAAAGAGCUGGCGGAGAAGCAGUCGCAGCACCAGGAUCCCGCAUCCCUGUCCCGCUUCACCAUCACAGACCUGCUCCCGGACCUGCAGCACGUCGUCUUCUGGAUGUCCAACGCCAUCGAGAUCCUCUACUUCGUGCAGCAGAAAUCCCCCGCCUACAUCCAGAGCAUGGAGGAAGAGCUGGACAUCAAGGGGUCCAAGGAGUCCCUGUUCUCCUCGACCAUCACAGCCAGCGAGGAGGCGAUGACGGUCCUGGAGGAAGUCAUCAUGUACACCUUCCAGCAGUGCGUCUACUACAUCUCCAAGUGUCUGUACGUGUCCCUCCCCGCGCUGCUGGAGUGCGACCCCUUCCAGACCGAGGGCCGCGAGGCGUGGCGAACGCCCCCCGCGCUGCCCGAGGAGCUCCGCAGGGUCGUGCUCGUCUACCAGGCCACGCUGGACCUGCUGCGCCGGUACGAAGUGCACCCGGAGAUCACCUCGCAGAUGUUCGCCUACCUCUUCUUCUUCUCCAACACCCUGCUCUUCAACCAGCUCCUGGACAAGGGCUCCUCUCUCGGCUGUUUCCACUGGUCCAAGGGCGUGAAGCUGCGGGCCUGCGUGCGGCUGCUGCUGGAGUGGCUGCGCGGCGCCGGCCUGGAGCAGCUGGCGCAGCAGUUCUUCGCCAAGCUGGCCGGCGCGGCCGACCUGCUGGCCAUGCCCGGCUCCCGGCUGCUGCAGAUGACGUGGCCGUGCCUGCGAGCCGAAUUCCCGGCGCUGAGCCCCGCGCAGCUCCGGCGCCUGCUGAGCCAGUGCCGGGCGGCGAUGGACGCGGGCCGCGUCGCGGCUUGGCAGCCCGCCGAGGAGGAGAGCGCGGCCGCCCCGCGGCACGACGAUGUGCUGGAGUCCUUCGAUAACCACCCGCCCAUCAUCCUGCCCAGCGGCGGCUUCAAGGUGGACCUGGAGGUGGAGACGCUGGACGACAACAUCUACCGGCACCUCCUCUACAUCCGCCACUUCCUCUGGAGCCUACGGAGCAAGAGCCCCCCCGGCGGCGACGGGCCGGGCCCGGCCCCCACGAAGGAAGAGGCAGCCGCGGCGCCCGAUGUCCCGGAGGCGGGCGAGAGCCCCGUCCCUGCCCUGGGAAGCAGCCUGGGCCCGCCGGCCUGCCGCUCCCCGGGCGGCUGCGCGGAGCCGGAGGCGGACGGGGGCCCCCCGCGCGAGCCGCCCGGCAGCGAGCCGCAGCUCCGGGAGAAGCUCAAGCAGCUGCAGCUGGGACGCGGCACGGCCCCCUCCUGCCUGCUGACGCCACCCACCACCCCCCUGAACUUCGACUGCCGCAGCCUGGAGCCCCCCCAGGGCGCCAGCCUCCAGGACGCACGCAGGAGCGGGCUGAACGGCACCAAGGCCGGCACCCCCGAAGGAUGCUCUCCGACGCCCUACGACUACCCCACACCGGCAUCUUCCAGCCGCAGCUCUGCCACCGAUGACUUCUGCUACGUCUUCGUGGUGGAGCUGGAGCGAGGCCCCGCCGGGCUGGGGAUGGGACUGAUCGACGGCUCGCACACUCCCCUGAGCUCGCCGGGCAUCUACGUCCGCACCCUCAUCCCGGAGGGCCCCGCGGCCGCCGACGGCCGGCUCUCCGUCGGGGACCGCAUCCUGGCCGUGAAUGGCACCAGUCUAAUCGGGGCAGACUACCAGAGUGCGGUGGACCUCAUCCGCUCCGGAGGGAAGAAAUUGCGAUUCCUGGUUGCCAAGUCAGACAUGGAAAUAGCCAAAAAAAUCAGUUCCAGCUCCUCUUGUUCCUCUUAGUUCUUGUGGGUUGUUCUGCAGCAGUUUCUGGAUGCAGUUCUGGUUAAGGCUGACGUCUUGCAGCCCAGAGUGCAAGAGGGAGAACCUGGACUCUACGUCUGCCCUCAACUUGUUUUUCAGCAUCCUGCUCUGUGCUGCAGCAGAUGAAAGGAGAUGCAAAGGUGGCGUAAGCUUCUCCCGCUGCGCUGGCUGGGAGCAUCACUCCCUAAUCUAUUGCGCGGCCUCACCUGAUACCCUGCAUCUUCCUUCUCAGGAGUUUUCCUGCUCUUACGUUGCUCUUGGCAGAGCGCAGGAAGGGGAUGUCCCCUCUGUGGCGGCUGUAAGCAGGCUCCUCCAUUCCUCUAGGCUGACAGCCCUGCAUGAUCUUUCUCAUUCUGACACAGGUUUUGGGGAGAGACUUUUAGCUUUCCCGUUACUCUCUAAUGCUGGCAGAUGAAAGGCUUGAAACACCCUUGGAAUUUAAAGAUUUACACGUGGGCCAGGCCUGGGCUUCACUGCGACCUCGGCCACCUGAGGCUGUGGCAGGUCAGGCUGGAAAGGGGCAGUCAGAGCAGUGCCCAGCUCUGCGGGUGGCAAACACAGCACACGGGUCCAGGAGCAGUACCGCAGCACAGGGAAGGAGCCCGAGCAGGACGCCUUUGCUAGGAGUUAAGCCCCCUGGUACCGUACCCUAAGUCAGGAGCCCUAGUGUAGUGCCUUACUGCUGCUGGGCCGCAGCUGUGCUGCCCCACGAUGGAAAUUUUUGCAUCCUGCUUCAGGAUGGAAAACAGCUACAGCAGUGGGUUGACACCACCAGCAAGUCCCUGCAAGUCCUGGGGGAAGAGCCUUCACGAGAAGAGCUCUCUUCCUUUCUCAGGCAGCAGCUUUACUGCCCAGCUCCGGCACACGCUCCUAGCAGAAGACCCCCGACUCCUCUCCUCAGGGCCAGCCCAGCAGAGCAGGGCGCUUGGGAGCAGACAGCAGCGCUUUCCCCGCACAGGCCUUGUCGCCCCCCCCCGCCCCCCGCCUCCAACAGGCUACAGCCCAAUUAACGCUUCUAUGCCUGCUUCUGGCCCCUGCAUCCUGGGACUGGAGGGUCCGUGCCUGCUGCCACCAGGGACCUGACUGACCACGGCCGCACCUGGUGCCAAAGCAGCUCGGCACCGUGUCCUGGUUCUGUCCCGCCAGCUCUCCUAGCCCACGCGAGGCCACCCUGUUUCCUGCCUCGCGCGGAGCAGCUCGGAAGUGCAGGCGAUGACAGGCAGCACAGGUUCCCUUUCGAAGGUCAGUCUCACAAGUCCCAGAAACAGCCCCGCUCUCUACCGCCAGCAGAGACGGCGGCCGCAGAGCUGAGGCCGCAGCUCCACCGUGCGGCUGGCCGCUUGCCGGCACACCCGGCCUCCUGAAGGCUAUGCCUGAGAAGCUGUGUGUGCUUUUAGCAACAUUAACGGGAUAAACCUGACCUGGUUUCCACAUAUAGACAGAUACCGAGACCUAGUUUAGCCAAACCCUGUUAAAACAGACUGCCACAAGGCCCCACGUUACAUCCUGCACUUAACAAGCCAGCAUGGUCCAGGCUCUGGCAGCAGAUUAGAUACUAACAUGGCAUUUUGCAUCAGCAACUCUCCAAGGAUUGCGAUGCUUAAAAGGGGGUACUUAACAGGUUGGCCUUAAUUAAACCUUAGAUAUUUCACUGCUGUAUUUUGGUUUCUGUGCUCUUAGUCCUGCACUUCACAGGUAGCAGAAGGCUAGAGGUAUCAAAAUAAUGCAUGCAGUGGAAACACCCAGGUGACUGAAUUUGAAUGCAGCCUGGACUGCCUUUUCUAGGCCAAGAUGGACAAAGCACCUUCACCAAAAUGCUAGUGCCUUGCAUUCCUGCUGGGCCAUGCUUGCACCAAGUGGCCUGGGGCACCACCACAGCAGGGACUCGGAAAAAUGCAUCACUCCUGCCAUUGAGGCAGCUGUACAAGGCAGAUGAGCAAACACUCAGAGCACCACAGGGCUCCUGGUGACUCACUAAACCUUGAGCCAAGUGAGUUGGCCUAGUCAUCCUCCACGGAGUCAGCAGUGGCCCUCCUGAGGUCUGGAGAGGUGCAAAUGGACUAUCUAGAGUCCCUGGGCAACUGCAUUUCUCCUUAUUACCCUCUGCCCAGGAGCCAGGGCUCAGGGGAGGCUUUGUUUGCACUAGCUGCACCCAGGCUCCUUUCAGCGGUACUGAAGCAGCCACAGUCCAGGCUCCCUCUGCUUCCUGCUGAGUAUGACCCCCAGAAACAGGAGACAGCCCUAGAGCUGUAUGUUGCUCAUAGUGCAGUCAAGUAUUAAAAUAAACUGUAAAUAAACCCUGCUAUUUACUAGUGUGCAUGAGGGCUUGCUUCUCUUGCGAGGAGCAGUGGGACAUACUUCCCCAAUUUGUUAAUACUGUACAGCUUGAAUGUGUAUAAACUUCUAGUGUAGAUACAGAACAGCAUGGCACCUGUUUGACAUGGGGCUGAUGUAUGUUAAAAAAAUGCUCUUGGUGUCAAUAAUAAACUGUGUCAAUAAAUCUGUCUAACCUUC